AUGGCUACCAAAUUAAAGAGUGCAAAGUCGAUCGUUCCUCUUUUGGAUCGUAUCCUCGUCCAACGUGUCAAGGCUGACCCCAAGACCGCUUCCGGCAUCUUCUUGCCCGAAAAGAGCCUCGAAAGGUUGUCCGAAGGCCGUGUCAUUGCUACUGGAAAGGGCUUGAUGAACAAGACGGGUGCUCCCACUCCUCCUAGUGUCACUCCAGGCGAUCGUGUUUUGUUACCUGCUUUUGGUGGAAGCAACAUCAAAGUUGGCGAGCAGGAAUACAGCCUCUACCGUGAUCAUGAAUUGUUGGCUGUAAUCAAAGAGUAA
Schizosaccharomyces osmophilus is the source of this 315-nucleotide messenger RNA. It is a transcript of the gene hsp10, whose product is annotated as mitochondrial heat shock protein Hsp10. Gene Ontology annotation, cellular component: mitochondrial matrix. The transcript has a single exon. Lineage: Eukaryota; Fungi; Ascomycota; Schizosaccharomycetes; Schizosaccharomycetales; Schizosaccharomycetaceae. Gene Ontology annotation, molecular function: protein-folding chaperone binding; ATP binding; metal ion binding. The coding region runs from base 1 to 315 and encodes 104 amino acids. The record is from RefSeq and is a predicted model, not a curated record.